This is a messenger RNA of Panicum hallii, 3934 nucleotides long. RefSeq names its product ubiquitin carboxyl-terminal hydrolase 19-like. The record is from RefSeq and is a predicted model, not a curated record. The transcript is spliced from 11 exons. Lineage: Eukaryota; Viridiplantae; Streptophyta; Magnoliopsida; Poales; Poaceae. Gene Ontology annotation, biological process: protein deubiquitination. Gene Ontology annotation, molecular function: cysteine-type deubiquitinase activity; cysteine-type endopeptidase activity. Bases 386 to 3415 code for a protein of 1009 amino acids. Gene Ontology annotation, cellular component: nucleus; cytosol.
UCCCUUUGUUGCAUUGCAUGAUGGACGCGUAGGCCGAGGAGACUAGUAGAACGAGCACGACGCCUCGUUUCUCCCCACCACCGUUUCCGCGACCGCGGCGUUGACUGGCUCCGCCCCCCAACUGCCAUCCCGGCCCCACCGUUGCCCCGGCCCACCCGUCAGCGGCGCUAGCGCGGGGAGCCCAGGCGGAGAAAAGCGCAGCAGCGGGUGUCCCUUCCGGCUCCGGCUGAAGGCGCGGCGCGGGGCGUGGCGGUGCGGCGCGACCAUUUCGACUCGGACCCGGCCCCGUGCCUCCGUGUCCGGGCGGCUCACGCCGGGCCGCAUUCGGAUGGUCGGUGCCAGACGCCGGGCGCGGAACCCUAACCCUAGGGGCCGGCUAUAUUAGAUGCUGGGGGGCGGCGGCGGAGGCGGCGGCGCGGGCCUGGGACUCGACCUCUCGGCGGUGAUUCAGGCGGCGGUCGUCGGCCUCGUUCUCUUCUCCGCGGCCGUCGUCGCCGUGCGCCGCGCCGCCUCGCGCUACUUCGUCGUCGACGCGGCGGGGUUCGCCGCCUCCUACGACGAUCACCACCACCACCACAGCCCGCCCGCCUACCCGAUGUCGCCCAAGGGGAGCCAGCAGGAGCGGGGGCCCGCCGGCGGGGAGGUGUCCGGGCCCUGCGCCGCGUGCGGCGUCGUCACCUCCAAGAAGUGCUCCCGGUGCAAGCGCGUUCGGUACUGUUCUCAAGAAUGUCAGACAAAACAUUGGCAAGAUGAUCACAAAUCCAAGUGCAAACCGAUGAAUGCUGACAAAUUAUCCUUUGGAUUUGAGGCCAACAGCAAGAAAUCAUCAGGUUUCGGUCGCAUUUCAUUGGUGCCCACCCGUAAAAAAAUAAAAAAGGGUCAGGUUCUCUUUUCUUAUGAUGAAUUUCUAAAUCUGUACAACCGGAAGGACUUUGAUUUUAUACCUUGUGGGCUUAUGAAUUGUGGCAACAGUUGCUUCGCUAACGUGGUUUUACAAUGUCUCUCAUGCACGAGACCACUUGUGGCCUAUCUUUUAGGAAAGGACCAUAGCAGGGAAUGCUCUACGAGACAUGAAGAUUGGUGUUUCUUGUGUGAGCUGCAAUGCCAUGUUCAAAGAGCUAGUGAAAGUAUACACCCAUUUUCUCCUGUGAAUAUUCUUUCUCAUCUGCCAAAUAUUGGUGGCAAUCUGGGCUAUGGUAGGCAAGAGGAUGCUCAUGAAUUCAUGAGGUUUGCAAUCGAUAAGAUGCAAUCUGCUUGCCUUGAUGAAUAUGGAGGUGAGAAGGCUGUAGAUCUUAGCACCCAAGAGACAACCAUAAUUCAGCACAUAUUUGGUGGGCGUCUGCAGUCACAGGUUCAGUGUACCGCAUGUGGAAUGGUCUCAAACCGUUAUGAUAAUAUGAUGGACUUGACAGUUGAAAUUCAAGGUGAUGCUGAAUCCUUGGAAAAAUGCUUGGAUCAGUUUACUGCUGUCGAGUGGCUUGAUGGGGAUAAUAAGUAUAAGUGUGAUGGAUGCAACGACUAUGUGAAAGCACGGAAGCAUCUUUCAGUUCAUCAAGCUCCAAAUAUACUCACUAUCACUCUCAAAAGGUUUCAGAGUGGUAGAUUUGGGAAACUGAACAAGAGAGUUACAUUCCCUAUGAACUUAGAUCUAACACCAUACAUGAGUAGCACUGAUGGAAGUGACCUGUAUGAUCUCUAUGCUGUCGUUGUUCAUCUGGAUAUGCUGAAUGCGUCAUUUUUUGGCCAUUACAUAUGCUACAUCAAAGGUUCUCGAGGAAAUUGGUAUAAAAUCGAUGACUGCAAGGUUAUGAUUGUUGAUGAGGAGGAGGUACAUGCUCAAGGUGCUUAUAUGCUUUUAUAUAGGAGGAGAACGGCUCGUCCCAGGCCACUUGCUACAGUUGAGGAACCCGUUAAACAGCCACAACAGUGCAAAGUGCUGCCUUUAAAUGGACAAAAUCAUAUGAUACCAGAACCGGAGGAUGCAACCUUAAUCUGUGAAUCAGCUUUGGAGUCUUCAGAAGAUCUGUUACAACAGGAUUCUGAAUCCAAUAAUGAAUAUUUGCAUAAAAUGGAUAUCAAGGACCAGGAGUCAGACUUGGAUAGACAUACAAGCAUUGAAGCUGACAAACUCAUUAGUGAUGAAGUAGAUUUGCUAGGUUCACCAGUAUCACAUGUUCUUGAAGAUACUAGAGCUCCAUGUUCUCCAUUGGAAGCCUCUACUUCCUUGAGAUCGGUGCCACUUUGCCCUCCGAUAGAAGGUGGUCCUUCUACCAUGAGCUCUGUGGAAUUUGGCAGUUCCAUGAGUGAAGCGUCUUCAGUUCAUUCCUUCGCAGAGGAAUGUGAGGAGCAGCCUGCCUCAUGUAUUGAUUCAGUUGACUAUAUGGAUGUUGAUACUGAAGCUGACACAGAAGUUGAGAGAUGUGAUGAGGGACCACCUGCCUUAGAUGGUUUGAUUGGAAGGACGGAUAAUAGAACAUCACUCCCAAUCUUAGCAAAUGGGAUGGCAGGAAAACCAAGAUCAGCAUUUUCUCCUGGUUUCCUCAAUAAGCCCUCAAGAAAGAGGUCUUCCUUUGCAGAAGAGGAUCACAUUGGUGGCAAUAGUGCUGGUUCCUCUCGAAAGUUAAAUGGCCAUUGCAAUGAAUAUAUCAGCAGCUCAGAACAAGUUCUUGCCAAUUCCUGUGGCAACAGCCCAUCGUCAGGAAGUGAAAACCGCAAUGGAGAUAUGUUUGCGACAUCCAGUAAUGGCAAUUACUAUACGAUCAAUGGUGUUACACAAUCUAGCAAUCACUCUUUACAUGCAGAUUCUCAUGGUUUUGAGCCAAGACCUUACAGUGAACCAUCAUCAGGCAGCAACAAAAACUGCACUAGUACAAGCAGUGGGAAUCCAUUGAAAGCUUGCCAAGGGGACAUGUCAUUCCUAUCUCGGGGCUUCCUCGGAAGGCCUUCUUCUAGAGGCAAUUCAGUCAAAGUAGAUGAUCGCUUGCCGUUUGGUAAUGGCACAUCAUCAUCCUUUGGGAAUGGCAACAGUAAGCCAAGUAAUGACCGCAGGGAAUCUGCAGUCCUAGGCACAAGCUCUGACAUUCCUAUGGAGCAAAAAUCUAAUGGUGCCACAGUAGUGCCUGAGCAUGUGGAAGAAAGGUGUUCAGAUUGCACAAUAAAUGGCUCUUCAUUCCAACUAAGAGCAGCUCCCAACCACCUCGAUGAAAAUAGCCAUGCAAUUUUGGCCAGCAAUAAUACCAGUUGUCGGCAAGAAAAUGGCAGUAAUGGCACCUCUGGCAUGAAUGGUGUAGGUUGCCAAAGGGAUGACGCGCCGUCCAUGUUGGUCUCCAAGAAUAGCACAGGAUCUGAACAUGAUGGAUUGCGACGACGAGUAACCUCGAAAUUUUUUGAGCAGAAUGGUAUUGAUGCCCAAUAAAAAGUGUGGCAGCAUUUCAUAGGGGUUGAGAAUGGUGGUCAUUCGAGCAUGCUAGUAAAAAUCAGUGUGCUCAUGUCGGGUGAAGGUACAUAUAAACUGAGCUACUGUGAGCUAGAGGAAGUAAAUGCUGGUUAUUGAUUGUUAGAAACUGCGAUUGGAGCAAGCAUUGUCUGCUUGAUAGUAAUUUUGGCUCAAUUCUCCACGUGGCUCCCACUUGUCAGAGGGUUGGAGGGGUGUCUCUGGGCUUCCACACAAUUUGCAGAAGCCCAGAUGCUCUCCUGAUGCCAUGCUAUUUUGUUGGCAUUAGCAUUUAGGUACAUAGCUGAACGUAGGCGCUUACCUGGUCCAUAGCUUAAAUAAACUGGAACUGCUGACUCCUGUGUCAUGAAAGCUGAAUCAAUUGUAGAGUGAUAAAGAGGAAAUCCUCAUGGCUUUCACCUUUAUUUUGCUUCCCUUUUCCUUGCGCUAUAUGUUUUGUUGAACUUUACUGUGCAAUGAUGGAUGAAACUCCGAACGAAA